Molecule: messenger RNA, 891 nt
Organism: Aspergillus versicolor CBS 583.65
Lineage: Eukaryota; Fungi; Ascomycota; Eurotiomycetes; Eurotiales; Aspergillaceae
Exons: 2
Coding region: 1-891 (296 amino acids)
Source: RefSeq, a predicted model, not a curated record
AUGGCAAACAGAUCCCCCGAGGAUGAUCUCCAACUGCAGAAUCUCCGGAAGGUCUCCGUAAAAUCCGGUGAUAUACAAGACAACUUCCACGUUGACCGAUUUAUUACCUUCUUGAGACUGCCGUCCUUGGAUACCCUUCACCUUGCCGGCAUACAUAAUGACGACUCGAAGCAGCUCCCACCUUUUUACUCUGACCGUUACUCUCUGCUUGUGCCCGGCUCCGAGUACCAGUACUGCAACCAGGUUAAAUGGGGGCGUACGUACAGGAGCUUCCGGUGUCGAGCAUUCCACGAGGGACUGUUAUCACAAACGGACUGUCUGCGCGUGCUACGCCUUAACGAUGUUGGUGUCACCAGGUUGCGUGAUACCUGCGAGGAUGAGGAAUUCCUGCAGGAGAAUCGCGCCUCCAACGAACAAGCCUGGUUUGGUGGUCUGACUGGGUUUGAGUCAUUGGAAAGCCUGAGGAUACAGGUUUGGAAUCUAUUGGACUGGACGGAUAGGGAGGAGCCCGGUAUGCCGCUGGACGAGGUCCUUCCGCCUGGACUAGAGACUCUUGUUUUGACAAAGGUGGACUACAUCGACUACGCGAUGUUGGCGGGGCAGCUGAAGCGGUGUUUGCGAUGCAAGGCGACUCAAUUCCCUAGACACAAGAUGAUCCUACUCCAGCCGUUUCAGGUGGAGGUUAUCGGCGGUGGAUUCCAACCGGGACAAGGCAACUGGGGAGUUCCAGAGCUUGCAAAAACCGUCUUUCCGGACGUGGCCAAGAGUUGCAAGCUGCAAGGGAUUGACUUUGGCUUCUGGGAGGAUGAAGACUAUGUGAUCGUAGCCGAUGGGGUGGUGGUGGAUGAGACCGAUAAUUAUUCAGGGCGGUUUUUGUUAAGUUGUGACUGA